GAGCAAGACAAAACGUGUGUGAGUGAGAUAAAGAAAUGGUUUGAAAGAGAUCUGAUUUGGUUUAGAAGAUUUAUAUUUCUAUUAUAAACGUUUGAACUUAAUCAUUUUUCUUGUUCACGUUUAAAUUGCUUGAAUAAUUCAUCUUAGUUUUCACUUUAUGCUCUGAUUACAUAACAUAAUUAAGCUACUAAAUUACAUUGUUUUUGCUCCUUUUUUAUCCCCCUGAGUCAGAAAUAUUUCAGUUUUCUUUUUACUUGUCCCGCAAAAAGAUGACGAGCCAAAAAUCUACAGUUGGCCUAGUUACCGGAGGCUGUAGUAAAAUUGGCACCCAUAUUACCAAGUGGCUCCAUUCUCACAAUUACAAUCUGUGUAUUCAUUACUCAUCAAACAAAACCAGCGCAGAAAAGUUGGCGGAAGAACUCAACCAAUCAAGACCAGAUUCGGCCUUCAUCUAUCAGUUGAACUUCGCUUCAUCGUCCAUCUCAGAAGUACAAAAGAUGGUGGACGAGACUGCGAACAAGUGGGGACAAUUCGACCUCCUAGUCAACAACGCUUCAGUUUUUAAUGGCACAAGCUUAGAGGAUGGCCAAUUAUUCGAAGCAGAUUAUGACCAACAAAUGACAGUGAAUGUCAAAAUUCCAGCGCUGCUGAUUCAAAGUUCGAUUAAAUAUUUGAAGGUUUCGAAGAUUGGAUGCAUUGUGAACUUAUGCGAUGUGCAUGGCUUGCGUCCCCUCCAUGGGUUCAUGUCUUACAGCGUCUCCAAGGCAGCCAUUAUUUCUCUCACUCAAUGCAUGGCUAAAGAAUUGGGCGAAAGUUAUGGAAUACGUGUGAACGGGAUCUCUCCCGGGGCUAUUUUUCCUGCGCCUCCUGGAAUCGAAAGUUCAGCUGUCGCAAUCAGCAAAAACGUCUUCAAGAAGUUCGGAAACGUCGAGUCAAUUUUGUCAGCUUUGAAGUUUCUGUUGGAAAGUGAUUUUGUCACGGGCCAGAUAAUAAAUGUGGACGGAGGAAGCAGCUUGAAUCAGUGAAACUGACAAAUUAAACGCCGUGAACAAACAGCUAAUUCAACACUUACUCUAUAUUUUUCUUGACUCAACACGUGAUAAAUCUCGAGUUUUUCUGUCAGCUAAUGGCUUUUACAAGAUCAAGCAUGAAACCUAAGGAUGUUUUGAUGUCAAUAGAAUAUCGUGAACAAAAAUAAAAAUCUACUAGUGCUGUAGAAGAGUUAAACUUAACUAAUGGGUUCACAACACUUUUUUUGGUUCCAAAAAGGACU
Messenger RNA from Symsagittifera roscoffensis, 1273 nucleotides. Its product is annotated as pteridine reductase 1-like. The record is from RefSeq and is a predicted model, not a curated record. NCBI's taxonomy places the organism in Eukaryota, Metazoa, Xenacoelomorpha, Acoela, Convolutidae. The transcript is spliced from 4 exons. The coding region runs from base 270 to 1025 and encodes 251 amino acids. Gene Ontology annotation, molecular function: oxidoreductase activity.